CCUAGUUUCCCAGUGUAAUCCAACACAAGCGUGCAACUUACUACAGGUUGUUGCGGGCAGAGAAUGCGGGUCUGUGGAGAAGCUCGCUCAAAUGCGUGGGAAAAAGAAGCUGGAUUUCCAUCAUGAGGUGUAGUUUGAAACGGUCGGCUCAGCUGGCCAUGCUGACAUUAGUUGUUUUUUCUCUGCAUCUUAUUUAUUGGAGAAAUGAUGCUUUUUUAGAAGAAAAGUACAAGCCCCAAAGUUUAGGGGAACAACAUGGCGACAAAAAGUUGGCCAACUUUCGACAGGAGCCAGUGCAGUCUCCUAAGACGGUCAGAACAUCAGAUAUUGAUCAAAGAGUUAACGAUUUAAGGGUGAAACGUGAAGUUGAAAAAAUCGCACUACCACACAGGAAAAACUUACAAUACAUUCCUGUCGAUAACCGCAGCCCGCAACUUCAAGAAGAAACGCAUCACAGAAAAACCAAUUUGUCGAAGUUCUCCAAAAGAGUUUAUAAGUCGAGAGCAACGACACUCAGCAUGAAUUCUGUAUUUAGAAAAACUGAUUUGACUGAUGUUUUCUUCAGUGUUAAAACGACUGGAGCAUUUCAUUCCAGUAGAUUGUCUCUUUUGCUCAACACUUGGGUUAUGUUUGUUAAGGAUCAAACCUACUUUUUCACAGAUAAAGAAGAUCCUGACCUGAACCGGAAAUUAAAUGGCCAUCUCAUCAAUACACAAUGUCAGUCCGGUCAUACCAGGUCAGCCCUUUGUUGUAAAAUGGCUGUAGAGUAUGAUGUUUUUAUGGAGUCCCAAAAAAGGUGGUUUUGUCACGUUGAUGAUGACACUUAUGUUAAUGUUCCCAAGUUGCUGGAAAUGUUGCAGAAUUAUAACCACACAGAUGAUUGGUAUAUUGGCAAGCCUAGCAUGGGGCACCCACUGGAAAUUGAAGAGAAAGAUCAUAUAGGGCAUAAAAUAGCCUUCUGGUUUGCCACUGGUGGCGCUGGGUUCUGCAUCAGUAGGGGUCUUGCACUUAAGAUGCUGCCACAUGCUGGUGGUGGCAGACUGAACAGAGCUUGUGAAAAGAUCCGUCUUCCUGAUGACUGCACAGUUGGGUAUAUUAUAGGUCAUAUCUUAAAGACCAAGCUGACUGUGAUCCAGGCAUUCCAUUCCCAUUUAGAAGGACUACAGCUUUUGAACCCACUGGAUUUUCGUAACCAGGUCACCUUUAGUUAUUCCACAUAUGGCAGCAGAAUGAAUGUGGUGAAUGUCAAAGGUUUUGACAAGACAGAGGAUCCAACAAGUUUGAAAAUGUUUUUUUUGUUGACUCUUAGGUGGUUUUGUCACGUUGAUGAUGACACUUAUGUUAAUGUUCCCAAGUUGCUGGAAAUGUUGCAGAAUUAUAACCACACAGAUGAUUGGUAUAUUGGCAAGCCUAGCAUGGGGCACCCACUGGAAAUUGAAGAGAAAGAUCAUAUAGGGCAUAAAAUAGCCUUCUGGUUUGCUACUGGUGGCGCUGGGUUCUGCAUCAGUAGGGGUCUUGCACUUAAGAUGAUGCCACAUGCAGGUGGUGGCAGACUGAACAGAGCUUGUGAAAAGAUCCGUCUUCCUGAUGACUGCACAGUUGGGUAUAUUAUAGGUCAUAUCUUAAAGACCAAGCUGACUGUGAUCCAGGCAUUCCAUUCCCAUUUAGAAGGACUACAGCUUUUGAACCCACUGGAUUUUCGUAACCAGGUCACCUUUAGUUAUUCCACAUAUGGCAGCAGAAUGAAUGUGGUGAAUGUCAAAGGUUUUGACAAGACAGAGGAUCCAACAAGGCUGAAGUCUAUACACUGUCACCUCUUUCCAUAUUUGAAGGAUUGUGAUGCCAUUAAAGGAAGAAGGUUGCAUGGAAGGUGACAUUUAGGAUUAGACUUAAUAAACACCCAAAAUAUGAUUAUGGUGCCAUGAAGCUGGAUCUUCAAGAUAUAAAAAGAAGUCCUUUUCCAUUUGCCAAACUAUUUUGAGUCAUUAAAAUGACAAUGCUUUUUCAGUCUACUUUGUGCUUCUAGAGGUGAUGAAAGCUUUUCAUAAAAGUGUAUUCAUUUAGUAUGCCGUAGCUGUAGCAGUAAACACUCUUUUGAAAGUGUGUCAUUCCAAAACUAUGAAUAUACCAAUGUGAAUGGGACAGAUAGUGAAAUCAUUCAUUUAUUUUCAGACUGUUUCUCUGUUCAUGACGUCAUGUCUGCUUUUCAAAAAACAGUGGUAAUAAGAAUAAUUGCAUUUGCAAGUGAAUAUGCAUUUAACAUGUUGAGUAAAAUGUAUGCAUUAGCAUUUUUUCUGUAGGCCUAUAAGUCUUUUUGUAUGACCACUGUAGUCUGUUGUUCAGUAGAGUAUGUUAUUAUUCCACUCUAUGGGAUAUAUUUUGAGGACUUAUUUUUAGUAAUUUUUAUUGCAUUUAUUUAAUUAUUUACAUUUUGUAUGUUUAGCAUUGCUAAAAGCACAUUGACUGGUGUUUAGUCUGAUCUUCUUUAAAAGUGUUGGGAUUUUAUAUUCAGAUAUUGAUAUUGUAUUGUUUAUUUUCUGUUCAUAUACUAAAUCAUGGCAAAAUUAUUAAUAUAUAUUAUUCUCUCAUAAAGAAAGAUUACUGUAGAUUGAAUCUGACCUAGUAAAAAGGAUUUUGAAUAAUCAACAAGAGUACAUCAUCAUGUGAAAUAUAUUGAUGGAUAUUUAUUUUCAUAUGUCAGAUACUCAGGAAAUGUUUCCCAAAACUGAAUGUUCACUUUAGUGAUGUUAAUAUAUAAGCACGAACAUGACUAUUUCAUUUAGUACUUCCAAGACGGUGCUAAUUAUUUCAUAUACAAAAGCACAGAGGGUAGUGAAAUGUUAUUUCUGUUUUUCCUUAAAAUGUGAAGAUAAUAUAUAGCUGAACUAUUAGGGGAAAAGUAGUGGGUCAUGUUGUAUUGAUCAAAUAAGACCUGUCUAGUUUUAAAACAUUUUAGAAAUUCAUUGACCAUUUUCUUUUGCCUUGAGAAACCAUUUAGGUAAGCAUAUUUUGAUAGCUUGUAGUGAAUAAUAUUUUGAAUUGCAAUUUGAAGAUACCAGUUUUAA
Messenger RNA from Lingula anatina, 3065 nucleotides. Its product is annotated as beta-1,3-N-acetylglucosaminyltransferase radical fringe. Gene Ontology annotation, molecular function: glycosyltransferase activity. Lineage: Eukaryota; Metazoa; Brachiopoda; Lingulata; Lingulida; Lingulidae. The record is from RefSeq and is a predicted model, not a curated record. Gene Ontology annotation, cellular component: membrane.